Molecule: messenger RNA, 4188 nt
Organism: Punica granatum (pomegranate)
Lineage: Eukaryota; Viridiplantae; Streptophyta; Magnoliopsida; Myrtales; Lythraceae
Source: RefSeq, a predicted model, not a curated record
AAAACUGUUUUCCUAGAAAAUAUUUUCCACGGUGGACUGAAAGGAGUUGGAUCACUUUCCCUCCAUUUUCCUCACCGGCAAAUCUCCUUCUCCCCAAUUCUCUCUGCAUUUGCUGUUAGACACUGCUCACUGCUCAGCAAUCGCCGCCAGCGGCUGCAAGGUCGAAAAUUGAGCAUCAAUCGAUGGAGUAAACCCGCUCAAUUCCGAAGAUCGAGGAUACCCAUCAGUCGCCAUCACAGUGUCAAGUGGUUGAGGUCGAGAAUGGCGGUGGAGUCGAGCUUGGCUUCGCUCUACGACAAGCUGAAAGUGGAGGAUCCAUGGCUUCCUCCGAGACCGUGGGAGUCGAUUCCUUCGGAGAGCGGAGUCUCCCGUUCGCGCAUUGCCUCCUCUUCCCCUUCUCCUUCUGAGAACCGCCUCUUCGACACCUCUACCGUUUCUGAAGCAAGUUUGGUUAGGUUGGCACUGAAUGCACUGCAAGGCCUGGAAUCAGCAGUCAUUAGCGUUGAAAAGCUCUCUGCUGCAUUCUGUUCCGACCCAGCUGACAGAACCUCCCAUCGGGUUAAUGGCCUGUGGAAUCGAUCUUCAAGCACUCAUGUGCUGGGAAAUAUUCUAAAAUCCAUUGGCUUCUCUGGCUGUAUGGUAUUUCUACUUCGGAAGUUUGUUGGGUAUUUUAUGAAUUUGAGCUUAGAUGGCCAGUUAAAUGGGACUGGACAAGUAGAAGUGGAAACGCUGGGAAUUGAGGGUGACAGCCAUAUUCAAGUGGGGAAGGAAGAACACCUUCCUUUUGGUCUGGUAAAUCAGGCAUUUGCAGGUUCUGUGAACAAGGUUUUAGAAGGUUAUACAUGUGCCUUGGACACCUUAUAUGCUUCAGUAGGAUUGAGGCGGUCAUCUGAGGCUGUCCCUAUGCCUCACGAUGUGCCUCAUCAUAUGGGGUCUCUAACAAGUGUAGUGCUCUCAAAAAUUACACUAUUGGAAGUAUAUUUACAUACCAAGGAAGUAAGGACCCAAAUUGAAGCUCUGGGAAGUAUAUGUAACCUGCGUAACGUGGCUCUUGGAUUUUCCCUGUCGUCCUUUAAGGGGUUGACCGCUAAAGCAGUAGAGGAGCUCACAAACUUCCCCAGAGGCAGUGAUUUGCUCUCUUAUUUGCAUGAUCAAUUACAGGCUGCUGAUCCUGCUCACCGCGCGCUGCUCAAGUUUUUAUUUGUUCGAUCAUGUGAACCAUAUUUUGGAUUUAUCAGAUCAUGGAUAUUCAAAGCAGAGAUUAAUGAUCCUUAUAAGGAAUUUAUGGGGGAACAUGUGCCUGACAUUGGAGGUUGUUCACAAGGUGAAGGUGGCUACGUACCUGGGGCAAGUGUUCAGGUCCGGAGAGGAAUUUCUGUUCCUAGCUUCUUGAAGGAUUUUUUGGUUCCAAUUAUCCGAGCUGGUCAACAGCUUCAAGUUCUGAUUAAACUAUUUGAAUUUUGUAAUUAUAUUGUUCCUGGGAUCAAUACGUACGAUGAUUUUCUUCCCUGCUGGAAAGUCUUUUCGGAUCCAGCCCAUACAUCUCCACUAACAUUUAGCAAAAGGGACAUAGAGGGGUUGGUACUUUCAAGGAACAGUUAUUACAAUAAGAUGCAGGAGAAGCUUGAAGAGAUAUCUACAAAGUUGGAGUUUAGAUAUCACCAGGUUGGAGCAUCGGGUAUGGGGGUUCAUGUGCCUGAAAAUUUUUGGGGGAAUUUGGAUGCUGUGGUUUCAUUUAUGUUAAAUGACAGCCCAGUUGCUCCUCCAGCAGCUGAUGGAGAAAGGGUUGACAACAUGGAUUCUGAUGACGCCACUUCAACCUGUGAGGCAGAUCUGCUUGAUUCAUCUUACUGCUCAUCUUCAGAUUGCUCCAAUGAGCAGAUAGAGUCCGAGGAGCCGAUUGAGCUUCCUAAUGGUUCAUCUUGUCCUGAAGACAAAUAUCUAUCUACUUUAAGAUUCUCUCGAAGUUCUCUAGAAGAUAAAUUAGAUGAGACAAAUCAAGUUCCAUGCCACGAGAAAAGUGGUUCGCAUGAAAUUUCAGAAAGAGUAGAUAUCCUUGGCAGUAUAGGACCUUCUCAUUCUGAUGGAGCAUUCUCAAGAUACAAAUCUGUUGAUAUGGAAUUUAGAGAGCUGACUCAGUCAGGUUCUGUUCUUUGUCAUGAUAACACUUGGUUAAAGUCUUCGAGGUUUGACUUGAAUACAAGCAACAGAGAAGCCAAACAUACAGGGAAUAUUAUUUCUUUCAGAGAAAUGGGACCUUCAAGGCCUUAUCCUAAAGACGGAACAUUACCCAACGAUGCAUUUGAUGGAGCCACCAAAACUCCAAAUUCCUUCACAUUGCAGUCUUCAGACUUCAGAGAUUCAAAUUUUCUCAGUAAGAACCCUAUGCUGUCAAUGAAAGCAUUUGCACACACAAUUAGUACGACUGGAGCAAGUUGUUGCAAUAUCUAUGGAAAAUCGUUGCCUUGCUUUGAGUUUAACUCAGUUGAAGACGCUGUUAGGGUAUGUGUGGAAAAAUUGGAUGGUGGCUGUAUAUGUGAGCCUGAAUGUGAAACCUCAGUGAAGGGAAAUUCUGACAAUGUAUUUGUUGAGAACACUGAAGCACUGGCUGCUCUUGCUGAGAUAGAUCUAAAAGAACACGAUAAGGAAGAUGCUAUCUCAACCAAUAUUUCUGGUGGUAGUGCUUGGGAGAGUUUGCUCGGGACUUUAAUAGAACCUGUUAGAAGGGGUGUCAGUCGCCGAAGAGAAAUUUCGUCGGAUAUUUUUGAGAUCCCUCUAGAUUUUAUCAUUGAGAAAUGUAUAUUGCAGGAGAUCUGGCUUCAAUAUAAAUAUGUUAGCAAAUUAACCAUAAAGCUGCUCGAUGAUGGAUUUGACUUGAGACAACAUUUACUGACAUUGCGGCGUUACCAUUUCAUGGAAGUGGCAGAUUGGGCUGAUUUGUUUAUCAUGUCUCUUUGGCAUCAUAAGUCAAGAGGUUUUGCAACAGAGGCAGAGCAGAGAGCAUCGGAUAUCCAAGGGCUUCUUGAGACGUCAAUUCAGAGGUCGUCUUGUGAAAGCAACAAUUAUAAGGAUAGGCUGUUCGUGUUUUUUGAGGAACAUGACAGGAUGCCGCUGUCAGCUUCUGCAACAGGAAUCCAUUCUUUUGAUUUUCUACAUUUGGGUUAUCGUGUGAAUUGGCCAGUCAGCAUUAUUUUAACUCCAUCUGCCCUGAAGAUAUAUGCUGAGAUAUUCAACUUUUUGAUGAAAGUCAAGCUCGCCAUUUUCUCAUUAACUGAUUCAUGGUGUUUAUUGAAGGAUUUGAUGCAUCAAACUGAUCGAAAUUGUAAUUCUCACCUGCAAGAACUAGAAGCUAGUCACGUCAAGACUUUGAUAAAUAUGAGGCACCAAUUGAACCAUUUUAUUUCCAUGUUACAACAGUACGUGCAAUCGCAAUUAUCACACGUAUCAUGGUGCAGAUUUCUUCAGUUACUGAAACAUAAGGUAAAAGACAUGAUGGAUCUCGAGUCCGUGCACAUGGAAUAUCUUAUGGAUUCUCUUCAUAUAUGUUUCUUAUCAGAGGAAACACGGGCUAUCGGUAGCAUAAUAAAGAAUGUGCUGCAAUAUGCUCUGGACUUUCGAGGUUGUCUGGUCAGAGGUGUACAUGAUACUGGAGCUCGAGCAGAUUUGUUGGACAAGGUGCAGACCAUAAAGCAAAAAUUCGACAAGAAUAUGGAAGAAUUGCAGAGAAUCUAUCUCAGGUCACCCAAACACGGGAAAUUCGGCAUCUCUCAUUUCUGGGGUUUCCUUAACUGCAACGAGUACUACUCGAACGGAAGUAAUCAGAAUACUUUCUUCUUUUAACUGUGUUAAAAGGACGAGCUGAGAUCCCUAUUUGCUACAAGUUAGCUCUGACUCGGGAGAGAUGACGCCUAGUAAGGAAAGGUACGAGUAAAAGCCUUCAAUCAGUUUUGAUUGGCUUUUUACCUUGUUCAGGAUGUUUCUGACCUUUGUAAAGGCGAGAGAUGCGACUUCUUUGAGAGUUCUGUACAGAGAAGUAGAUCUCGAUCUGUUUUGAAUUUGCAGUGUGGCAUGUUCACGGUUAUUGUAUGUCUACGCAGCUGAGGGCCGGAAGAAGGAUGUAUCAUCUUGUAAACAUUGUAUGUUACUGUGAUUUAAGAAGUGAUUGGGAGGGCAAAAGUUUGCUGCAAA